Molecule: messenger RNA, 8856 nt
Organism: Myxocyprinus asiaticus (Chinese sucker)
Lineage: Eukaryota; Metazoa; Chordata; Actinopteri; Cypriniformes; Catostomidae
Product: protein SOGA1-like
Exons: 14
Coding region: 235-5592 (1785 amino acids)
Biological process (GO): regulation of autophagy
Source: RefSeq, a predicted model, not a curated record
AGAGAGAGAAGCUGCAAUUCCAAACUGAGGACGCAUACGGGGGAAUAUUCAGAAAGAAAAGAAGAUAUAAGCAGCGCAACUAAGGCAACCUUUGUUUUUCCUCUGGGAUUCGACUAACUCAGACGGUUUUAUUGUAGGUUGAAGCUCCGGUGUGAAGCUGUUUCCAGUUCAACUUCUGUGUUUUGGAGAGAGGCGAUACAUUUCUGCUUCAUUCGUGGCUUGUAAACGGAAUGAAUGACCAAGACAAAGGUUGACACCGGUUCCCCGACGCAUUUUGUCUCGAGGCAAAAGCAGAAAAUGGAGAGCUGCACCGGCGCACGAGCGCAGCCCGAGCAGCAGCCGCCCGAACAACCGUUACAAGUCAACGACAAAAAGAAAACACACAGGGCACCGUCUCCUGCGAGACCCAGAGAUGUGCACGGAUGGUCCCUAACUAAAAUCCGCGGCGGUAUCGGCACGCCGACGCUGAGCGUUAAACCGGGAGCCAUAUAUUUAGGCGGUCGCGUGUCCAGGCGCAGCCCGGUCGCCGGGAAAGAAACGAAAGCGGAGAAGAGUAGUAAACCGACCGGCAAACCCGGGCCAUCGGCGUCCGGUGCACAGAAGAGCAGCGCGAAUCCUAAUAAAAGCAGUCGGAGGAAAGUUUCGGACGCCAGCAUCGGAUCGGAUGAUUUGAGCAAAGACUCCGGCUGCGCUCCGGGGAAACUCUCACCCACGGACAGCAGCUCGGAGCUCUCGGAUUGCGCCUCGGAGGAAAACAAAGUCUCCACCGACGCGCUGAGCAGUGACACUGAGACCAGCAGCCGUGGCGGGAUUGAGGGGGACAAAGCGGGUGCAGAGCAUGGACUACCGGACAAGCGCGCUCGAGCCAAGACCAGCGAGGAGAAGGACCGGCUCUCGCUGGGAAUGGAGACCGGGGAGGGGCGCAUCUCUCCCGGUGACGAGCGCUCACUCACCUCGUUCGAUAGCAGGAUGCCUGCCAGCACGUCCUUGGCGUUUUCAGACCUGACUGAGGAGUUAAUGGACGGGAUGCAUGAGGAAUUAGUCAGGGAAAUCGACGAACUAAGAUCGGAGAAUGAUUAUUUAAAGGACGAAAUGGAGGAGCUCCGGUCUGAGAUGCUGGAGAUGAGGGACAUGUACAUGGAGGAGGAUGUUUAUCAGCUUCAGGAGCUCAGACAGCAGUUGGAUCAGGCAAACAAGAACUGCCGCAUCCUGCAGUACCGCCUCAAGAAGGCCGAGAGACGCAGCAUCCGCGUGGCCCAGACUGGACAGGUGGAUGGGGAGCUUAUUCGCACACUGGAGCAAGAUGUCAAGGUGGCGAAGGACGUGUCCAUCCGUGUCCACAACGAGCUGGAUGCUGUGGAGAAGAAGAGAUCUCGUCUGGAGCAGGAGAAUGAGGAGCUGAGGGUGAAGCUACAGGAUCUGGAGGUGGCCAAACAGGUCCUGCAGGCAGAGAUGGAGAAGACCAGAGAGAAUGCUUUGAAGAAGAGGGCUGCCAGGCCAAACAACAAACCUGAUAAAAAAGCAUCACCUCAGCCUCCAGAGGACAGUUCCGACCUAAAAUGCCAGCUCCAUUUCGCCAAGGAGGAGUCAGCCCUCAUGUGCAAGAAGCUCACCAAAAUGGUUAAAGACAACGAGGCCAUGAGGGAGGAACUGGCAAAGUAUCGCUCUCUUUACGGUGAGGUUGAUGCCUCAUUGACCAUUGAAGAGGUUGCUGACUCUCCUCACACUCGUGAGGCAGAAGUCAGAGUUCACCUAAAACUAGUUGAAGAAGAGGCAAACUUACUGAGCCGACGAAUUGUAGAGCUAGAGGUGGAGAACCGCGGGCUUCGUGCCGAAAUGGACGAUAUGAAGAUCCAGGAAUCCCCGGGUGGGGUUGGCAUCUCAGGAGGAGUCGGAGGUCAUCUACUGCUUUCCUCGUCAACUGAGAAUGUGAUGGAGCUACAGCGUCACCUACAGUUCGUGGAAGAAGAGGCGGAUCUGUUGCGGCGAUCGCUGAUUGAAAUGGAAGAGCAGAACAAGCUCUUGAUGAACGAGCUCAAUCACUACAAAUCCGAGCUUCCAGCUGUCACUGAGAUUGAGCCAACUGCAACCAUAAAUUCACCCACAAUAAUUUAUGGUGUUUCUGAAGAUGGAGGAUCUGGUCCAAAUGAAGCUGCCAAUAAAGAAUUGCUGGCUGCCAGGCUGCAGAUUGCAGAGCUGAAUGGCAAAGUAAAGAAGCUCCAGUAUGAGAACAGAGUGCUUCUCUCUAACCUCCAACGAUGUGACUUGGCCUCCAACCAGGGCUCUACACGUCCAGCACUGGAGACCGAUGCUGAAGCAGGGGACUCGGCUGAGUGCGUCCCCAUCCAAACACAUCGCGAGUGGCCAGUUGGGCAUGAGCAAAUCGAUAUCCUGGAGGAGAAGGAUCAGAAAGUUUCAGGAAUAAGUCAUAUUCAUACUUCUCAGUGCCUCAGCUUUAAGGACCUUCUCAUUAUUCGUGACCAGGCGCAACUCGUUACCUCAGCCAUUCAGCUUUUUACUUCGCCUGACUCCACCUGCCUCUCAGCAGAUGCCAUCUAUCGCAAGACCUCAGCCAAUGAGUCUGGAGAACCAGUUUUUCUGGAGAAGAGCCAGACACAGGGCUCAACGCUGCCCUUGGUGGAGGCCCUUCAUGGUAGACUGCAGUCCCUUCAGGCUCAGCUACAGGCCCUCAGUGAGAGGGUGGAUACACUGGGGCAAUCCCCUGAGAGGGAGCGUGUGGAAGGGAUGUCCCCGCUGCCUCUGCUUUCCGAGUUGGGAGACUCUGCAGCAAAUUUCUCAUGCCCUGCAGAUGAUCAGGUUGACCAGAUCACAACCCAGCAGAAGCCUGACUCUAGAGACCAGCCAGACUGUGAGAUCAAAGUUCACCCGUGCAGUGAAGAGGAGGAGAGCAGCAGCCACAAAGACAGCAAUAAAGAUGAGGAGUCUGACUUGAAGGAAACAAACACUGAUUUGCUGUCAGAGCAGGUUGGUGAGCUGAAAGCUCUGUUGUCUGAAGCAAGGGAAAAGAAUCAAGGAGUACAAGAAGCGCUGAAACAGGAGAGACAGGCACGCCACACUGACACACAUAAACUCUCUCAGCUUCAUGAAGAGCAUCAGAAGGCCCUCCUCCUUCGAGACUUCCAGCUGCAGAGUCUGAGUCUACAGACGCGUCUACAGCAGAAGUUGUGGAGUCAGGAGAGGAACCUACUGGUGCAGGAGUCACAGCAGCUCAAAGACAGUCUACUGCUCAUCAGCCUCAAACUGCGCUGGCUCCUAAAACAGUGGAGACUUGGCAAGAAACUAGAAAUAGAGGGCAAAGAUAUCCUGGAGGUAAACAGUGUCAAGGAUCUCUGUCUCCUGCUUGAGGAAGAUGGACUUUCUUCUCACUAUGGAGACAACAAGAUGUCUGCUGCUGAGGAGCAACCACACAACCCUUUGCCCAAAGAGCACACCAUCGCAGAGAAAACCUGCCUACAGCAGCCUAACGGGUUUGGCAGUACUCUGUCGGACCUGAAGAUGGCGUUACAGGAUCUUAGCGCCGAGCUGCGUGAGGAGUGUCAGAGUUCACAGGAGUUAACGCAGCAGUUCGCCCGUGCAAAAGCAUCAUGGGAAGUUGAGCGGAUGGAACUCAAGAGCAUCAUCACUCAGCUGGAGGGGAAGGUGGGGAAGGCGUCUGUGACUGGGGGUGAAAAGGAUUCUCCAGAUCUCAAGGGAGCGUUGAAAAAGGAGCGAGAGGAGCAUCAACACCUGCUGGCGGACUCUUAUGCUGCCGUGAUGGACCUCACCAAACAGCUGCAGAUCAGUGAGAGAAACUGGAGUCGAGAAAGACUAGAGCUUCUGGAGCACUUCAACCAGGAAAGAAGUCAAUGGGAACAGCAUUUAAGAGACGCCCAGAGCAAAAGCACACUGGCUCUUCAGGAUAAAACCUCAGACAAGGAAACAUCAGCAGAUGCAGCCACCAACAGUUCUGCCCUACAAAGGACCAAAUCAGUUUCCACCCUCUCAGAAUUUAAGAGUUUACUGGACACCAGUCUCUUCCUUCCUGGUCAUAAUGUUAAUGGAGUACCAGAUGGGAAUGUUGGGCAGCCCCAAUCCACCACCCAUACAUCCCUGCUGGCUCGCACUGACCUGAGUGACCUUAACAAGAAGAAUUGGAAGUACCUGACCAGCGAUUCUGCUGUAUUGGAGAAGGGUGACCAAUUUAAGACAUGGGACUGCCCAAGCACCAACUCCAACAGCAGCUUUCCAGGACUGGAGCUCAGCAAAGAGUACAUCCAAAGGAGCUACACCGCUCCAGAUAAGACAGGCAUUCGCAUCUAUUAUAGUCCUCCUACAGUGAGGAGAAUGGAGAGGAGGCCAGUCAAUGAAAAGGCCCAGCAGGAGCCCAGGCAAGGAAUUUCAUCUAGAGACAGAUCCAGAGAUCAUCUGGAUCUAUCAGGUCAGAUCUCUGCAUCUGCACCCUUAUCAACCACUUCCUCAUUGUCUUAUGAGCAAUGGUUGAGUUCACUUUCACAGCAGCAUAGAGACCUACUUGAGGGACGAACGGGAGGUUCUGCUCCAUUCCAUGGACUGGAGAUUUCAGGCAACCUUAGUGAUGACAUGAAAGAGAUGACAAACUGCGUGCGACAGGCCAUUCGCUCCAGUUCCCUGGAGAGAAAGUGCAGCAAAGAUACUGGGAGCCAGACUGUGGGUGUUUCCAGCACAGGAACGCAAACGGCACAGUUGGUCAGCAUUGGCCUACAAACGGAUAGCCCUAUUCCAUCCAUUAGAGGCCUUCAAGGGAAAGCAUGGUCUCCUCGUCCAUACACCUCACUUGCAUCAGCACGUUCCAGACAAAUCUCUUCAUCACUGGAGAAAGUUCAGAGUCGCAUAGAUAGACCCUGUUGCUCACCCAAAUAUGGCUCACCCAAGCUAAGCCGCAGGGUCUCCACCUCCUCCUCCAAACUUGAGACAUCCUCCACAUCCUCAAGGGAACGCAGUGUCUGGAAUCUCCAAAACCGCAGUGGAUCACAGAAUGGUUCUGCAUGGGCACGUUCCACCACCACCCGUGACAGUCCAGUGCUUAGCGGCCUCAAUGAUGGCUUGUCCAGUCUCUUCAGUGUGGUGGAACACUCCGGAAGUGUUGAAUCCUUAUGGAAAGCAGAUCCGUGUCCAGGAAGACAAGCCGCUGGGAAACCCUCCUGUCCUAGCAUAGGUAUUGGCCUGGGAGAAGCUGGAGCUCAGAAAUAUGGCAUGGUCCAGGAGUUUUUCCGCAAUGUUUGCAGUAGGACAGCACCAGUGGGCACCAUGGAUGAACCAAAACCUGAAUGCCUCCCUGGAUCCUUGAUUGGGACGGACAACAUCACGAAAAUCGUCAAUAAGCGGUUUAUGAAAACUCAAAGAGACGAGUUGGUAGCCACUGGAAAGGACACAACGAGCACAAGCUCUAAUACCCUGGAGGAUUCCAUUUGUGACUGCACCACUCAAACCCUCACUACCUGUGUUGCCCACCACUCUCGCUCUACCACACGACAUGCCAAUGGUCAGUGUGGGCACCAUGUGCAAGAGUCAUCAAUCACGACUGAAGAACGAUUCGAAACCAGUAACGAGUGAUGGGAAUGGGGGUGGCCUCUGUUGACGCUUCCCAACAAGUAUACAGCAAAAAAAAAACACUUAAUACUCACAAAACACUCUGCCUCACCCGCUGAUACACAAACACACUUCCACAUACGCCAAAACACAGAGACACACCCUAAACCAAACACAUACAUAUUACUUCACAAUUUUCAAAAUCCACAAACUUUCAGGAUUACAAUAACAGGACACUGAAGAAUUUCUGCAUCUAGAGAGUUUCAGAUCCAGACCUCAGUCUAACCAGCACACCUUAAUGCCAAGGAAGGGGAGAUAGCUUUGACCUCCCCUUUAGGUCCACCAUUCCACUGUCAACCAGCCCGAUUCCCCUAGUUAAUCCAUCAUUCCAGAGUAAAUCAGCCAGUCCUGCCUUUGAAGUCCACUAUCCCAUUCCACCAUCGACCAGCUAGACCUCUCCUUAAACUCUGCCAUUCCACUGUUCUACAUCCAGCCAACAGGACAGCUUGCCUCCACCAUUCGAGUCAACUUGACUACCCCAACAUGUCACCAGGGAUCAUGUAGAUAUAACGGGAAAUACAGCAUGCAGCUGAACUACAAAAACCAAGAACCUCAACAUGGCCAGCAGGAUAAGGGGAAAAGCUCCUUCAUAACUGCCUAACGACCCAUAUUCCUGCCCACUGAUAGCUGUAUAAUUGUCCUGUACCCAGCCUUUGAUGGAUUCUACAAGUUCAUAUACAACUCAGCAUUUCAAACAUCUAAAAUGGAUUGCUUUUGCUUUUGAUGGUCAAAAAGAAAGUUUCUUCUUUGCAAGUGUUAUCAAUAUGAUCUGAAUUUGGUCUUAAUCCUACUGUCCAUGUUCACUCAACUGACAAUCAUCAACCAUUGAAGCCUGUUUCAACUUUUGUACAAACUACCUGGGACCUCCUUCCAUUUUCAAACCAGCCAAAUUUGAAACUCUUUAUCCACGCCUAGACCAGAUAAUAUGAUUGAUCAUAUUGCAUUGGGAAUCCUUCCUUUUUAAAGACUUGGUAUUCUUAUCAUGCUCUCUGAAGAUGUCUACGGAGAGCAUUUGGUAGCUGUAGAGUAGGAAGAUCAGUUGUUAUAUUUGCUUUGGUUCUUUGUACUGCAAGUGUGUGAACAUUAGAGCACUAACACUGAAAUAUCCAUUCCCUGGCUAGGAUGUCCACAAAAAAUAAAAAAUUUAAAGGCAAUUGUUAUGUUCACCCCCCUCUUCUAUGGAAGACAUUUUGCUGGGUCAGUGUUUUGUAAGCUUCUUUAUUUUCUCUGUGCCUACCUCUCCUUUCUCUGCCAUCACACUGAAAUAAUCCUAAUAGACCUUAGUCAGGGUAGAUGCCUUAUUUGAUAUAAAUGAAAAAGCUGUGACUGAUAUGUUUGAAAUUAUUUAAACUCAUGAGACAAAGACUUAAGUCAAUCUUAGAGAAAAAGCUGCUUUGUUUCUACAUAUGGUGCUGGGUACACAUUCAUGAGUGCCGCCAUGUUGAGAUCAUUAUGCGGUCUUUCCUGACUAAGGUCCAUAAUCCUAUUUCCUUCCUUCUAGACCCCAUUUGAAAGCCUCAUACUUAGUGACAAAAUACUAAUUACACAGAUAUCAGAUACAUAAACAGAUAUGUUUAAGACUGAAACAUUUAAUGGUAAUUGGCCAUAGUGAGAUUUUGAGAUUAGUGAGAUUUAAUCAGAUAAUCCAAAAAUAUAAUCCAUAAUCUGAUUGUUUGUUCAUGUAGCUAUGCAGUUACUAUGAGUGUGUGCCUCCCUGUAACUGCCCCUAAAUCAGAGUCUCUGUGAGUAUGUUUGUAAUGUGUUUUCUCCAAUCUCCAGUGAGUGGUGCUGCAAAAACUAAAGUUUAGUCCAUUUUAAGUGCUUUUUUUGGCUUUGAUGACAGCACAUUAGAGGAAACAUUCUUGUAUGCAUCUCUCAAGCCAUACAGACUUGAUGACUCAGCUUUUUUAUAAAUAGGGCAUUAGUGGAUAUUUAGAAUAUUAUCACUUUCUCAAUUGUUUAACAUCUGGCCUUGUCAAAAAAAAAAAAAAAAAGAAAGAAAAAAAAAAGGGUCAGCCAUUAUAAACCCAGCCUGUAAUAUCCCAGUGUCGCCUCUUUAUCUGUCAAAGCCUUGCCAUAUAUCCCACAGCUACCUCUUAACUCAAAACUGUAUCUUACAUUUAGCCCAUUUAUCAUUUCAAAGGUCACUAGAGUGCCUUUUGUAAAAUUAAAGCAACAAGAUAUCUGUUAGGAGUAAGUCUUUGAGGAACUGCCUAUUGACAGCAAUGAAAUAACAGAUGUGCUAUUAGCUACUGAAUCCGAUUUCUUUAGUAAUACAUAAUAUAAGGCAAACUCUGUUUUUGCUAUAUGUAUUGAAGUUGAAAUGCAUUUUUUUUAUUAUUAUUAUUGUUUUUGAUUAUGGAUGCCAAAAUAAAUUUUAGAGCAUGAACUUUUAAUAUUGAUCACUCAUGAAUUAUAAGUGAGAUCUGACGUUAAUGUGAUCAGUCCUACCUUUCUUUAUAAGCCAUUUUUAACCUGUUUGAAUGUUCCAUGAAUUGAGUCUGAAGUUGAGUUUUUGUUUAUGGUACAAAUCAGACGAAAGAUGUACCUUCCCAUAAAGUGUCGCUUAACUGACCAGUCAUUGUAUUCAUGUGUCUGAGCUUGGUCAGAUGAUCUCUAAAUAACUCAAACAGGAGGAAUGACCAUAGCUUAUGAGUCCAACUCUGAGUGCUUCCAACCACAGUCUUAUUUUAAACCCCACUGAUAGGUUGAGAAAGGAAAAUAGUUAUUUUCCCCAAAUUUACAAGAGGAAUGUAUAUAGUGACAAUUGUAUACACUUUAAGAGCAAUUCUUAAACCAUUAACAGCUCUCUGGUUGGCCUUCCCAUUCACCAUAUUGAUAUUCAUCACCCUUUUACCCUGUUCUAAUGCCUAGCAAUAUAUAAAACACCUUGUCGCUUAUCGUUGUUAAUAUUGUUUGCUAAAUUAUUUUAAAGAGAAUGCGUGUAUAUUUCUUUUUUGUCUCCCAUUUGAAAUCUUUCAUUUUAUGAAAAGAUGAUAACGACAGGUAGAAAAUGAGAAAACAGAAACCUUCCUAAAUGUUUUAUCUUGAAAUCAAAUAUACUGUAUAUAAACACUUUCUACUCUUUCUAUCCUCAUAUAAGAAACAUUGAAUGUCUCUGCCAACUUUGAGCUUGAAUUCUGUACCUUUCCUCCCCUGAAUUAAAACUUGGGAAGAUUUUGUGUAAAUAGAAACAUUUUGAAGAUAAAAUAAAAGUGCUGAAAUUUC